This is a messenger RNA of Vitrella brassicaformis, 1700 nucleotides long. The record is from the annotation of a GenBank genome assembly. NCBI's taxonomy places the organism in Eukaryota, Vitrellaceae.
GUCAUUCCCAGAUCCAGACACAGCGACAAGGCGGCGCAGGAUGAGCUGCCCGAAGGUCAGCCUUUUGUCCCUUGUCGUGGCUUUCCUGACGUUUUUCGGCGAGGAAAGCACGGCAUUUGUUCAGCCUCUGCAACCUGGCGAUGCCGCAGAAGGCAGCGACAGGACCCUAGGCGCGUGGAGGAGGCGGCCGACCACAGAUCUCCAUCUGCCGGCUGCAAGUCAGGAGGUAAACCACACACAUACAUCUCUGUCUGGUCUGCUCAGAGAUGCGCUGUGUUGUGUGUGUGUGUGUGCCGUACGCAGACGGUCUUGUGAUCGCCGAGCUGGAGGCCGACGAGUGCACACCACUGAUGAGUUUCGAAGGCAUGGUCGGCCUGCUGUUGAAGUGCCCGCAAAGAAGAUAUCCGGUAGGUUAGGGGUGAAGUACAGAGACGUGUGACGUGACGACAACCACAUUGCCCACACGUCUGUGGUGUGUUUUGGGGGGUGCAUGGAAUACAGGUGAGGAGGAGGCUGUGUCUGGCCUGUCCGGGUUGAUUUUCGACCACAAUGUCAAAGGCAUUUGGAGCCAGUUCGAGCCAUUCGAAGGCGUCGUGUCGGCGAAGAUCUCUGCCGACGCACAGGGGCAUAAGGAGGCUCUCGAGGCCCUCAUGGAGCCGCUCGUCACACCCGAGUAAGACGAACAGACAGAGAGAGAAUGCCACCGACGCGUCUCUGUCUGUCUGUCAUUGUGGUCUGUCUCUUCCUGCAGGUACAAGCCUUACAGCGAGUGGACAAUGGCACAGAAAGUGCAGCUGGUCCAGGAGUUCUAUGGCCUCGCUUUGGCUAUUGCCCGGGCGGGAAGCGAGCUGGGCAUCUUCGACGUUAGUCACGAAACGAAUUCUACAAUCUGAUAGACGAGAUCUUCCCCACCUCCUUGGCGAGUGCCUGAGCGAUGCUGCGCUGCGAUCAAGUGACGGCGCUGCGAUCAAGUGACGGUUGACUGCUCUGGUGAUGGCCUGUGAGUGGAAGGAAUGGAUAUGCACGUGUGUGUGGACUGGCUGCAUGGACUGGUUGGUGCAUGUGUGUGCGUGCGGAUACUGACUGCAUGCGUAACCUUUAUCUGCCUCAAGGGCGGAAGCACGCAGUCGUUGGUUUUGCGUCGGCUUUUCCUGCGUACACCAGCUGCCAGCUGCCAGCUGGGUUUUAUUUCACGCCGGCUGGAUGUCGGGUGUGGCAUUGGGGGGGAGGCUCUGGCUCGGGCGCGGCGCUGUGAGAACUGGACUUGACGUCUGUCGUGUGUCUGUGUGGGUCCGUAUGGGCCAGCUUGCUGCUGACCUGCAGACCAAGCACUCCAUCCCAUCUAUCCCCACGCUUUAUACAGUACGUGUACCCGUUGCUUGGCGUGUUGGCCCCAGUCUUUCCAGUUGUGUGGCGGCAUUUUCGGUGGGUUGCCUUGCCAGUCAGUCAGUCUCUAUAAGCAUGUCACAGCGUGUGCAUGACUGGGUGGUUUCUCUGACUUUGCGAGGCUGCUCAGCCGCUGCUGUGCACUGUGCGUGGCGUGCACAUUUUGAGUUUUUGAGCGCACCGAAGCCGGCUGGCUGCUUGGCCGGCAUAUCGUGUGUUGACAUGACAUCUAGCGCGAGUGGAUACCCGUGGUUUUUCUCUCUGCGUGUGUGUGGGUGAGAACGUUCACGGGACUCCUACCUACAACAGCGUCG